Messenger RNA from Aspergillus affinis, 903 nucleotides. RefSeq names its product SDR family oxidoreductase. The record is from RefSeq and is a predicted model, not a curated record. NCBI's taxonomy places the organism in Eukaryota, Fungi, Ascomycota, Eurotiomycetes, Eurotiales, Aspergillaceae. The transcript is spliced from 3 exons. The coding region runs from base 1 to 903 and encodes 300 amino acids.
AUGACCAACUCCAAGAAACAAACCUGGUUCAUCACCGGCUGCUCCAGCGGCUUCGGCGAGCUAUUCGUGCGCCAACUUCGCGCUCUGGGCGACAAUGUGAUCGCAACAGGACGGAAUGCCAACGAGAGGCUAGCCCAUCUACGCGAUACUGGGGCCACCAUCCUCGAGCUCGAUGUGACGGCGCCCCAAGCCGAAUUGAACGCCAAAUUCCAGCAAGCGGUAGAGAUCUAUGGCGGCGUCGACGUGCUGGUCAAUAACGCCGGUUACAUUCAGUGUGGCGCGAUCGAAGAACUAACACAAGAGGAUCUGCAGCGGUCGAUUGACACCAAUGUCCAUGGCCCUUUGAAUCUGACUCGUGCCGCGUUGCCGCAUUUUCGCAGCAAAGGGGCCCAAGGCCAGGGCUUGCUCAUUUAUAUGAGCUCGCAAUCGGGUUUUUGGGGCGAUCCGGCGUCGACGGGCUACGUCGCCAGCAAGUUUGCUCUCGAGGGCGCUGUGGAGUGUCUAGCCAAAGAGCUAGCAUGGUUGGCACCCGGCAUCAAGCCGCUACUGCUUGAACCAGGUAUCUUCAGCACGGAGGUCAUGAAGAAUAUCAACCACGUUCCGUAUCGGGUGGACUUCUGGCGCCCGUUGAACGACGCCUGUCGCGCUCGAGGCCAGGGGAACUAUAAAAACGAGCCGGGGAAUGCGGCGGACCUGAUCAGCAAGGUAAUCCAGAUCGCAAAAGGGACGGGAAUCGCAGAGGGCCGCGAGAUCCCCCUGCGAAUUCCAUUUGGUAGCGACAGUCUGGGCUUCCUGCGCCAGAAGAUUCAACAGUUGACGCAAAUUGCGGAUGACUGGGAGGAAGUGGCACGCAGUACGGAUUACCUCGGGCACAAAGGCCCCAUGCCCGAUCUGCCUCAGUAG